Beta vulgaris subsp. vulgaris (sugar beet) is the source of this 885-nucleotide messenger RNA. RefSeq names its product NADPH:quinone oxidoreductase. NCBI's taxonomy places the organism in Eukaryota, Viridiplantae, Streptophyta, Magnoliopsida, Caryophyllales, Amaranthaceae. Gene Ontology annotation, cellular component: cytosol. Gene Ontology annotation, molecular function: oxidoreductase activity; FMN binding. The record is from RefSeq and is a predicted model, not a curated record.
UUCCCGCUAACAUUCCCUCUUACAACUCUCUGCUUCCCUAUAUAUACUGACCAACUUCUGCAAUGAAAAAUACAAGGUAAGUGAGAAAGACAAUAAUGGCAGCAACAGCAGUGAAGCCGGUGAUCAAUGUAGCCGCCAUUUGCGGCUCGCUUCGUAAAGGUUCCUACAACAGAGGCCUUCUUCGAUCAGCUAUGAAGAUAUGCUCGGAAUCGAUUGAAGGUAUGAAGAUUGAUUACGUUGAUAUUUCGCCAUUGCCAAUGAUAAACACUGAUCUUGAGGAGAACGGCAGUUUUCCCCCUGUUGUUGAAGCGUUUCGUCACCGUCAGAAGAUUCUUGGAGCUGAUAGUGUUCUGUUUGCUUCUCCUGAGUACAAUCACUCUUUCGCUCCUCCAUUAAAAAAUGCACUAGAUUGGGCAUCUAGACAACCAAAUGCUUGGGCUGAUAAGCCUGCUGCAAUUCUUAGUACUGGAGGUUUGUUUGGAGGUGGGUUAUCCCAAUUUCAUCUUCGGCAAGUUGGAGUAUUUCUGGAUCUUCACUUUAUCAACAAGCCCAUGUUCGUCUUGAAUGCUUUUCAACCUCCUGCUAAGUUUGAUAGUGAGGGUAAUCUAAUUGAUGCAGAAGCUGAAGAAAGGAUAAAGAAUGUUCUUUUAGCAUUGCAAAAGUUCACUAUACGGUUGAAAGACAAGAACUAAACAAGUUAAAACUAAUUCCAAAAAAGAGAUGUUUAUGCAAUUUACCUAAUUGGUUGCAUUUGAAUGAGUGCGUGAUCUGUUGUGGUUUUUAACUUUUUAUCAUAUAGUUGAACUCAUUUGGAAGGUUACAACUUAUGAACUAUGAUGAUGUAUUUUAGCUUGAGAAUAAAUUAUUUGAUGCAUUUUCUUAUCA